CUUGCUGACCCGAUUGUAUAUGAGUAUAUAAAGACCCAGACUUAGGCAUCAGGUUAGGUCAAAACUAGUCAUAACUGAUAUCCCUCCCAUUACUACAACAAUGCCAUCCCACGGAGAGAGAAAUAUGGAGCACGGAAGCGAUGCUUACGCUGCCACCUUCAACCAGGGCCAUCUAGCCCUCCCGCCUAGCCAGAGAUACACCAUCGUUACCUGCAUGGAUGCACGAAUAGACCCAACAAGGGCAUUCGGAAUACCACUCGGAGCCGCCCAUGUCAUCCGCAACGCAGGCGCAUCUGUACGCGACGCCUUCCGAUCAAUCAUCAUCUCACAACAAUUGCUCGGCACAAGGGAGGUGAUGAUUGUCAAGCAUACCGGAUGCGGCAUGCUCACAUUCGACAACCCCACUGCGAAAGCCAUCAUUUCGAAGAAGAGGGGAGAAGUAGCGGCAAGAGAAGUGGAGCACAUGGACUUUCAGCCCUUCCACAACCUGGAGAUCCAGGUCAAGAAGGAUGUACAAUGGCUACGCAUCAAAGCAGUAGAGGAAAACAUUCGCUUCAGUGGCUGGAUAUACGACGUGGAGACGGGGAAGACAAAGCGGAUAGUCUGAUGCUGUUCCCCGAUAGCUCAUGGUGAGCCAGUACGAUAUACCCAGAUGAAUGUAAAAUAGUCUCCUUGUUCUCUUGUAGAUUCUUUUUCGCAUCUGUCUCGGCGAUACCGGCGUUAAUUCUAUUCAUCUUCCCUUUUACCGACUAGCUUCAUGAUUAAUGUCAAGCCUCGCGUGCCGGGACGCCUGGUGUAACGGGUCACUUUUUCAUCCAAACGCCCGGCACGCUCACACAAUAUAUGUAAAUUAGCCGGU
Messenger RNA from Bipolaris sorokiniana ND90Pr, 859 nucleotides. RefSeq lists its product as uncharacterized. The coding region runs from base 101 to 607 and encodes 168 amino acids. Gene Ontology annotation, molecular function: zinc ion binding; carbonate dehydratase activity. The record is from RefSeq and is a predicted model, not a curated record. The transcript is spliced from 2 exons. Lineage: Eukaryota; Fungi; Ascomycota; Dothideomycetes; Pleosporales; Pleosporaceae.